Molecule: messenger RNA, 1780 nt
Organism: Parasteatoda tepidariorum (common house spider)
Lineage: Eukaryota; Metazoa; Arthropoda; Arachnida; Araneae; Theridiidae
Product: carotenoid-cleaving dioxygenase, mitochondrial
Biological process (GO): carotene catabolic process; retinal metabolic process
Cellular component (GO): mitochondrion
Molecular function (GO): carotenoid dioxygenase activity; beta-carotene 15,15'-dioxygenase activity
Source: RefSeq, a predicted model, not a curated record
CAAUUCAAAGAGAAUUUCCCUCUGAAUUUUCUCACUUUCAGUUUCGAUCGAAAGAAGCGCGUGUUUUUCAAUUCUUACUUGGUGUUUCGUUUUUUCCUCCAGGAUUAUGGAACGAUUAUUCCAAUCGAUCAAAGACAAUACCACUCCACAAAAAGCGGUGAUUACCGGAAAGAUUCCUGAUUGGGUAGAAGGGCAGCUGUUCAGAAUUGGGCCAGCCAAAUGGGAUUUCGAAGAUGGAUUCUUUGUUAAUCACUGGUUGGAUGGAUGCGCCUUAAUGUAUAAAUUCGUCAUCAGAAAUGGAUACGUUGAUGUUAUGUCAAAGUUUUUGGAUACUGUAGCAUACCAGAAGAUGACACUAGUCAAUAGACCUGUCUUUACAGAGUUUGGAACCAAGUCCUAUCCAGAUCCUUGCAAAAACGUUUUCUCAAGAUACUUUUCAAAAUUGGUUCCUCUCGAAUUGACCGAUAAUGCUGUUGCAAAUGUAUUUGUUAUUGAUGACGAGCUCUAUGCUUCUUCUGAGACUUGUCAUUUGUGGAAAGUUAAUCCGAAAGAUCUAGAAUGCACUAAAAGAAUAAAUUUAAAUGAAGUUUUGUCUGUCAAUCUGGCUAGUUCCCAUCCUCAUAAAUGUUUAGAUGGAACUAUUUACAACCUCGGUGCCAGUUUUAUGACUGGAUUGAGAUACCACAUCGUCAAAAUCAAUCCUCAAGACGGGGGAACAAAAGAAGGCAAAGGUUUUGAGCGGGCCUCAAUUCUGUCGAGCCUCAGCGCCAAUCACAAGACAAGCUUCAGUUACUACCACAGUUUCGGACUGACACCACGGUACAUAUUGUUCUUGGAACAACCACUCUAUGUCAAUACAGUAAGAAUGGCUGCUUCGGGUAUAAAAGGUUAUUCAGUGAAAGAUUGCUUUGAUUGGUGCCCAAAAGACAAGACUAAAUUUCAUUUAAUAGACAGAGUAUCUGGGCAAGAACUAAAGAUCAAAUUUCAGUCUGAUGCUUUCUUUUUCUUUCAUCACAUCAACACUUAUGAAGAAGAUGAUCACGUGGUGGCUGACAUUAUGGCUUUUCCCGAUCCAGGAGUGUUUGAUAAGUUUUAUCUCCAGAAACUCAGACUCGGAGGAUUCGAUCAAACAUGCCAACCUAUUUUCACACGAUUUGUAUUGCCUUUGAAAGCCGAUGGAAAGAAAGGUGCAAAUUUAGUCACAUUGAAUUAUUCAGAAGCCAAAGCGAUCAAACAAGAUAAUGGAGUAAUUAUGAUGACUCCCGAAACCAUAGGAGAACCAGGAUACGAAAUGCCAGUAAUAAACUAUUCCAUGUUCAAUACUCAGAAGUACAGGUAUAUGUAUGGAAGUGGAGUCUUCGAGACUGGAAUAUUUAAAAACUCAUUAUUGAAACUGGAUAUUGCUACGGGAGAAACGAUCACAUGGAAAGAAAAAGAUUCAAUGUAUCCCAGUGAACCUGUUUAUGUACCAAGACCUGGAUCCGUUGAAGAGGAUGAUGGUGUAUUACUUUCUGUAGUGUUAGACACCGAUCUUGAUGCACCAGAUUUCCUUAUGGUAUUGGAUGCCCGUACAUUCAAGGAAUUGGGCCGCGCUAUAGUGCCAAAUGAUGUUAAACUUCCGCCAUCUGUACAUGGGGUAUUUUUAAUGGAUUAAGACUGUUGAUGUUUGAAUUGUUUCAGUAUUUAUUGGAGUUAUUUGUACAUAUGUAAUACUUGUUUUAUUGAUAAAAUUUUAAUUUUUUUCUAACUGAAUUUAAUAAAUUUUUGCUAUACUUCAAAA